UUUCAGAUCUGCAAAGAAUCUCAUUAUAUAUAAAAAAUUGGUGUGUUCAUCUUUAAAGUACAUUCUUAUUGAACACUCGUUGUUCACUAAUUUAUUGUUGUUGAACAUUAGUUGUUCAGUAUAUUUUUAUUGUUGAACACUCGCGUGUUCAGUAAACUUUUAUUAAUGAUAGUAGCUGAAGGUGACAUCGCUUGCUGAGCUCAUCCACAGCUCAGACAUGGCUGUGACGUGGUGAGGCUGAUGGUGAGGAGUGUGAGCGCAUGUGUGGCUGGCGCCAUGGGUCAUGGUGACCCGCAAGUGGACGCGUUGCCAGAAGUACGAGACGUCGAGGAUGUGUUGACUUGCCACUCGUUGCCAGCCGUUCAAGGUGUCCCUAUGUUGUCACAUGGACAAAAAAUCCCAGUUUCACAAGAUGUACAAAGUUUCUCGUGGUUGGCAUAUGUACAAAACAUCUGGGCAACACAAGAGGAAGAAAAAACUCGCGCGCUGCCAGACGUACGAAAUACGGCGCUGGUGCCAGACGUACGAAAUACGGCGCUGUUGCCAGACGCACGAUCCUCGCUGCCGCCCCACGGCAUCACCCCCUGUAGCCGUGGUCUACAGCCUCCCUCCUUCAGGUGCAGAAGAUGGCUCUGCUUGCAUGGGUUCCUCCCCAAGAUGCUGGUCCUCCUGGGUAUCCUGCUCAUCGUCUGCCCCGCCCUUGGCCUCAAAUGCAGAUCCUACGAAACCAUCAGCAUGGGGGCUAGUGGCCAUCACGCCAUUCGCCACAGUCGUUCGCACCGCCACAGCCAUCGCAGCCAAGCGCUCGGAGAGAUUGUCCCGCGGCUGGACAUGGAGGUAGAAGUUGGACAGGAGUUGGAGGUUUACUGCAACUUCAACAGCUCGGAGCUCGCCAACGCUAACGUCAGCUUCCGCACGCUGAGUCGGCAGGCUGGAUAUGAAACUUUGGAUGUCGAGCGGGUGAACGCGUCUACCAUCAAGACGACGCUGUCCCGCAGCGCCCCCGACGAGUUCAAGCUUUCCUGUUCCUAUCGCGAAGACGGCAGCAACAAAUGGACUACCGCGUGCCUCAAAAAUGUCGAUUUCGGAUAUGCACCGCUGCCCCUGGAAGACUUCGGGUGCGUGUCCCCCAACUGGUCCUACCUGAACUGCUCCUGGAGGCGCCCCCUGAACCCCAUCAACACGAACUACACCUUCUACUUCUUCGUCAGGAACCUAGUGCAGCUCAGUCCUAUCGAGGGCGUAAGCCAGCGCCAGAAUUGGUUCAAGCUCGAGUCUGACCGUAACUACGGCACCCGUGCCAACGUCACCAUACUCAUCACUGCCAGCAACAGUCUGGGUGUACGGAACUUCACCCACGACGUCGAUGUGUACAGCGUAGUGGUACCGUCCCCUCCCCCAUGGGUGAACGCGACAGAGGUGGGGGUGGCGGGGGCGAGCCUCACGUGGCAGCUGGACCACCGCAUGGACGCCUUCCCCGCCCCCCUCCUGCAGGAGCUGGCCUGGCGCGUCCUGCCCUCCUUCAGCUGGACCAAGACGGUGUCCCCCGCCACGUACGUGGAGGUGACCACUCCUGCUGGGGCGGUGGAGAAGCACGUAUACCACGCACACGUGCCCCUGCCCUACAAGCACGUGCCCUACGAGCUACGUGUACGUCUACACACGGGCCAGGGCCCCGUCAGGGACGACUUCUGGUCCCAGCCCGCCUUCGUCAGGGUCACCACCCUCUCAGCCCGUCCCGAGCUGAACGUCUCAGUAGACCCGAGCAGCUACGAGACCCACGACUACAUUGAGUCCCGGGACGUGUUCGUGUACUGGCGCCAGCUGGACCCGCUGCACGAGAACGGACCCGACUUCCAUUACAGGGUCCUGGCCACCGCCGACCCUCCCGCCGCGUCCCCCAGCCCGUCCCCCGUCAUCGCGUAUCGCACCUACGCCAAGUUCCCCCAGAUGGCGAAGAACGUCUCCUACAGCUUCGAAAUAACUGCCGUGAACGACGUGGGGGCGGCGCCCGCCCACUCGGUGGUCUUGGUGCCCCCCACGUCCCUGACGCCCGACGUGCCCGAGGUCUUCACGGUCAUCAAAUACAAGACCGAACAAGACCGGCUCCUCUACAGGCUCAUGUGGAAGCCGCCCCUGCAGCUGGGGACCGAGCACAGCCCCGUGGGGACCGACCCCGUCGUGAGCUACACCUUCUUCUGGUGCCCCAAGCCCACCUUCGACCUGCGCUGCGAGGAGGACCUGCAAUGGGAAUCUACGGGCCAGAACCUCGAGUCCUACCGGGUCCGUGACCAGAACCUGCACCACAGCCUGGGUGCAGGUGCCCUAGGGCUGCUCUACGAGAGGAACAUGACCGACCUGCCGCAGAACAGACAGUUCGGCAUCGCUGCCAUCGCCGCCAGUGGCAUGUCCAGUGGCAUCAAGUGGGCGACCUGCUCCGUGCCAUACGACGACAGCCCUCCUGCACCUCGCGCCCCUAGCGCUGACUGUCUGUCGUCGCGGUCGGUGAAGUUGUCGUGGAACUUCGAGUGUCCCGACAAGUCGGCGGUCCCGCUCUACGUCCGGAUCUCCUUCUGCGAGACCGGACCCGCCGCCAGCCCCGACGCCGCCAGAUGCGACACCAACGUGACGGUCGAGGAGAGACCGUUGACGGGACCGGCCGUGAUAGACGGGCUACGGCCGUCGUCAACCGUCAUGUUCUACCUGUCUGUCGUGUCUGUCGUGGGCACGAGCCGUGACUCCGUGCCUGUACGGCUCACGCUCCCUGAAGACGUGCCGGAGGGACCGCCCCAGUCCCUGGCCGUGACGUCCCGCACCAACACGUCCCUGACGUUGCAGUGGACGUCGCCCCUGGACGUCACCACCAACGGGCAGCUGGUCGCCUACCAAGUGACCACCUCCCCCCCGUCAGGAGUGGUACGGGUCGCGGGGCGUGACACGCAGGUUGUGCUGCGGGACUUACGGCCCUACCAGGCCUACCAGGUGCUGGUGGUGGCCUGCACCAGGGCAGGUUGUGCCGUCAACCACAGCGCCGUGGCGGGGGCGACCACGCGACCAGGCCUACCAGAGAAGGUAGAGCAGUUGAGCGUGAGCCGCCGUGACGGCAGGAUGUCCUGGGCCUACACCCCCGACCUCUGCCACAGCGCCUCCUGCUCCUUCGACGUCAUCGUCGUCAAUAACGACACCGUGCACUCGUAUACCGGGAUAAGAGAGCACGCCCUCAGUCUGCGGGGCCUGAACCUGACGUGCGUCAGCGGGCAGCCUCUGAACGUCUCCGUGAGGGCGACCGGCGUCGACGACCUGGGGGCGCCCCUACACGGCCCCUGGCAUGUCAAGGAGGAGCCCUGCGUCGUGUCGGUGGUGACGUCCUUGGAGUGGUGGAUCGUAGCCAUUGUGGUGGCGGUUGGCAUCCUCAUCACCGUCGCCAUCUUUGUUGUCACCAAAUGUGGCCUCAGUGCCAUUCGGGAGAUCAUGACAGCGCCCAACCUGCCGGACUUCAAGUCUGGCGACCUGAAGAGCAUCGGCGAGAAGAAAGUUAAGCCUGACCUGCCCCCCACGGGGCCAGCGUCUUCACAGCAGGCGCUUUUCAACCCGGCCUACACAUCCCUCCACCUCCCCUCGCCGGUGACCCGCUGCCCCCCUCAGCAGGACCUCUUCGACGAGGGGAAGCGCAUGCCGCUCCUGUCGCAGUCCUCGGUCAACUCCGAGACCGAGGGUCCGGAGGAGGCGUCGGAGCGACACGAGCGUAACCCCUCAGGGGACUCAUCCCGAGGGGGAUCUAGUGAGGCAGACUCUGCCCUCGCCUCAACGGCUGAGGCUCAGGACUCUGCCUCCCAGCAGGACUCUGCCUCAGCCUCCUCACAAGACUCGGCCCAUAGCUCUCUCAGACAAGGGCGCGACUUGUGGCCGCCCGUGGGCACCGUGCGGCAGCGGUCGCCAGGCCCUUACGUCCUCCACGGCGAACAUGAUGGUGAUUUGGAGUGA
Messenger RNA from Hyalella azteca, 3984 nucleotides. Its product is annotated as cytokine receptor. Lineage: Eukaryota; Metazoa; Arthropoda; Malacostraca; Amphipoda; Hyalellidae. Bases 241 to 3984 code for a protein of 1247 amino acids. The record is from RefSeq and is a predicted model, not a curated record. Gene Ontology annotation, molecular function: protein binding. The transcript is spliced from 25 exons.